UAGUUUAGUGGUUUAUUUGGUUGAGUGCAUACAUUACAACAGUAAAUAUAGCUGUCAGAUAAAUCUGAAGUUUUAGAGGCAAAAUAAAAUCUGUGGUUCACCCUGAAGUCACUCAAUAUUUAUUUACACAUUUCUUAAUGCAGAGUUUAUGUGAUUAUCACGUCAACAUCAGCACACUUUAUAUUAAUCUUUUCAAAGUAUUGUUGGCCAAUGGAGUCUUCUUUAAACUGGAGAGGCUCAGUCUGUAACCCAUUGUGUAAAGACAAAUUGCUGCAGAUCUCCUGGCCCUGAGCAGUAAGAACAGUCUGUGUAGCAAGCACGCCUCAACCUGCCUCCUCAACACCUUUCAGCAGUUUCCACAUAUUAUUCUUCACAUGUGAAUAGCUGCUCAGAAAUGCUUAUUUACAUUUUAUGCAAACCAGUGUUGACAGGCAGAUAGACCUGCUGCCUGCAUACAUGAAAUAUUAACAUGAUCAUCCUUGUGUUUCUGACCUGUGUGGUUUCAUACAAUUGUUGCAUUGUGAGGGACAGACGUGAUGCGUGUGUUUGCUGAAAAUGAAACUAGAGGUUUGAUACACAGCUCCAACAAAUUUUCUAUAGUCCGGAUCAGAGGAAUGUUCACAGAGAGGUUCAGAGGCAGUACAAAGAUGGAGAGCACACCCACGAACCCUAUCAUUACAUUCAACCCCAGGCAGGGAAAACCCCACUGUCGCCACCCACACCGGCUCCUGCAUUUUGAGUUCAUGUGUUCCUCCAUGAUAAAUGUCAGAGGUAUACCUCUCUUUGUCCUUUCGUGCUCCUGUCCUCUCCUCUCUGCAGACAAACACUCAGGGGAGAGGAGGACAAAGUCUCCAUGGUGACGCGCCGACAUCUGCAUGCUGUUCCAGGAAUAGGCUUUGUGAACAGUGCAGCUGCUCUCUGUUUUCUCUGGGUCAACAGACUGCAUUGGCUCUGACAUCAAUAUCCCAGGGUGCACAGGUUUGGAGGGUUCAGACAGAACUAGAACGAGGUUGCCAUUAUUGUUAACUCCAUUUUUCUGUGUGUGUGUCCUCUCUGUCUGUGCUGGGGCCUGGGUCUGCCUGUGCAGGCCUGCGCAUGUGAUCAGGAAGAACAGGAGGAGGGAGAGGUAGGCCAUGCCCCAGUAGGGGUUCAUGGCAGUGUGCAUGGGGCUGAAUAGGUUGGGCAAACAUCUCAUCAGGGAGUUGGUUGUAUGCAAACAGGUAGCAGUCCAUACUUCCUCCUGCUUCCAUCGCCACCUGACAUUGAGGGCAAUGACAACCCACACUGUCAGGCAGCAGAGGAUGGCUGAACCUCGCUUUAACAAUCCCUAUUUUUGGCCUCCACCUCCUGCGAUGCCGGGCCAGCUGGAUAACCUAGUCUUGAUCAAUAAAAUCAAGGAGCAGCUGAUGGCGGAGAAGAUCAGAACGCCUCAUCUGCCUCCCACCACAGUCCCUUCCCAACAGCCCUUACUGGCUCCCCAAAGCCAGGCAGAGGGUGGACAGCAUGUGAUGUCCAAAGCCCAUCAGAUGCAAGUUCUCCACAGCCACAACCCGUCUCAGCCAGACAUCGCUCUGCACGCCCGCCCCGCCUCCAGCUCAGUCACAGGUCGUAUUCUGGGGGAUGUAAACUUGAAUCUGGACGAUAAGGCAGCUAUAAAAGCCAGAGGAUUAUGGGAAGACUGGCAUCUGCGUCAACUCAUAGACCAUCCUUCUAGAACAAACCACGUCUCAGGUGUGGCGCUGGCAUCCAGAACAGGCAACCUCAACACCUCAGAGAUCAUCACCCCCACCACGCCCACCUCCAGUAGCCACAGUCGGCUGGGUGGAGCCCCCACACCUCACCUCAUCUCAGGGUUAGCCAGCAGCCACGGGAUGGAGCCUGGGAAAAACAACGGGGGCCUUGUGGGACUCCUCGGGCCGCCUCCAAAGGAGGAACGAGGGCGUAAGAAGAUCAAAGCAGAGAAUGGGUCUUCACUGUUGGUGGUGCCCUACCCCAUCUUAGCCUCAGGCAAUGACCAGUCCUGUGUCACCAUCACUGCCAAACCAGGAAAAACCUACAGGUGUAAAGUUUGUCCGCUGACCUUCUUCUCCAAGUCAGACAUGCAGAUCCACUCUAAAACGCACACAGAGGCCAAGGCUCACAAGUGUCCUCACUGCACCAAAUCCUUUGCGAACGCGUCUUACCUGGCCCAGCACCUCCGCAUACACCUUGGCGUCAAACCAUACCGCUGUUCAUACUGUGAGAAAUCUUUUCGACAGCUCUCACAUCUGCAGCAGCAUACCAGAAUCCACACCGGCGAUCGGCCGUAUAAAUGUGCCCAUCCAGGAUGUGAAAAAGCUUUUACUCAGCUAUCCAAUCUGCAGUCUCACCAGAGGCAGCACAACAAAGACAAGCCCUUCAAAUGUUCCAACUGUUACCGUGCCUAUUCAGACUCUGCGUCGCUGCAGAUCCACCUGUCCGCACACGCCAUCAAAAACGCCAAAGCCUACUGCUGCAGCAUGUGCGGCAGGGCGUACACCUCAGAGACUUACCUUAUGAAGCACAUGUCUAAACACACACUGGUGGAACACAUGGUGUCCCAUCACUCCCCUCAACACAGGACAGAGUCCCCCAGCAUCCCUAUACGGAUCUCCCUCAUCUGAACUCCACCACGUGGUUUAAUCCUCACCCGUCUCCUGCCCUUCCUUUUUUUCUGAUUCCUGUGAUAUCAACGUUCCCCUGAUGGACUUUGAACCCAUGAAUGGGUUCUAAAAAAUGUGCCAGAUUGUACUCGUAUCUUGUGAAGAGGUGCUCUUUUAAUGAGUAUAUCCUCCCUUUCUUUCAUGCUGACCAGAUAGUAUUAUCUGGAACAUCCAAAGAUGAUUUCUCAGCACUUUCAGGCCUGGAAAUGACAGGCCUAAAAAAUGUUUUUUUGUGUGUGACUUCACAGAAAAAAAAGGUAUCGCUCCAGGCAGCUACAUGGAAAAUCUUUUUAAACUUUUUUGUGUUGUAACAGAUUACUUUGUCUUUUAUAUGGUCCUUUGCUUUCUUAAGUCUUUGCAAAAAAAUAUAUUUGCAUCAGAAAUAGUCUUCCAUUAGCUCGGUGGCCAAUUGAACAUAAAGCUGAAUGCUUAUAUAAAUGUGUAUUCAUGUAUAUUGUGCCACUUUUUAUGUCCGUGUUUGCAGUGUUUUACCAUUACAGUACAUGUCACCAUAAUGCACACACAAAUAAUCAGUUCAUUUUUCUCUUCAGCAGUUUUUAUUUUCAACCAUUUUGCCACGUUCACUCCUACCAGGAUGAAUCAUAACUGAAAGGAUGGAUGUUUUUUUUGUUUUUUUUUACAUAUUUAUGUUACAAAACAAAAAUGAUGCUCAAUUCUCGAGUACACAGUUUAAUCUGAUCACAUUUAAAAAGGUGUUUCAGUCUCUUAAACUAUAAGCACUGUUAUAGAGAUGGUGAUUAAAUAAGUUAUUUUUAAAAAAACAACAACACUAAAAACCAAUUCAGAUACGGAACUGAAACUUUAAUUGAUGCAAUGUAUGAACUUCUGCUACCAUAGCACAGAAAGUGUAUCAAAAUGUGUUUUUAUGAGCAGGUCAAGUCCCUAAAUAUAGUUUAAGUAUUCUUAUGCCUUUAUUUCUCUGAAUAUUCAUCAUAAUAUUUAGGAUUACUAUGUUAGAAUGAUGCACUUAAAGUGCUUUAAUCCACUUCAUAUUUAAUUGGGUGUGCAAAAAAAAAGAAAAGAAAAGGCAAGACUGAUAUUCUAAUCCACCGCUCUGCUGCUGCCAAACAGACGGAUAUGUUAUAGUCCUGGAAACAUGAACAAUAUUUUGGGUUUUCAGUUUUAAUGUGUAGAUGAAGCAUCAAUCUUCUUUAAAUAUUCAUUGUUUUAUUAAUGAACACUUUGCCAUUUUGUAAGCAUUUAAGCCUUAACUUUGUUACAACUCCACUCUGUUGUUUUAUCACUUAACAUUUGCUUUUUAUGUCAUAGCAUGAUAUAUACUGUAAAUAAACUAUAUUAACUGUCAACAUGUUUUAUAAUAAAUAAUUCUACA
Scomber japonicus (chub mackerel) is the source of this 4035-nucleotide messenger RNA. RefSeq names its product zinc finger protein 362a (gene znf362a). The record is from RefSeq and is a predicted model, not a curated record. Gene Ontology annotation, cellular component: nucleus. Gene Ontology annotation, biological process: negative regulation of transcription by RNA polymerase II. The transcript has 9 exons. The coding region runs from base 1152 to 2642 and encodes 496 amino acids. Gene Ontology annotation, molecular function: RNA polymerase II cis-regulatory region sequence-specific DNA binding; DNA-binding transcription repressor activity, RNA polymerase II-specific. Lineage: Eukaryota; Metazoa; Chordata; Actinopteri; Scombriformes; Scombridae.